CUGAAUCAUGCUCUUAAUACAUUCCUUUUAUUCAGCUUAUUAUGAAAUUUAUUAAUGUUGUUUAUUAUCCAAAGUAACUGGUUUUAGAAAAAUAGGUAAAUGUAAUAUCCCUAGAUAAUAUAAAUUUGUUUUUUCAUCAAUUAAAAAAAAUUAACUCAUCUCUAACCUCAUUUUACUGUUUUAUUUUCUUUGGACAAUAUUGAAAAUGUUAAAUGAUAUUUGUAUGAUGAUUUAAUUUUCUAUGUAUUGUAUCAAAAAGUUAUCAAAAAAUGAGAAGUACAAUGACCUUUUUCCAGAAUAAUUAAUUCUUCGCCCCAAAACAGUGCAAAUAAUUAUUUAAUUAUACAUUUUGCUAGGAAAUCAUAUAAAUCCAAUCGAUAUGAUUAAAGAAUAAUUAUUAAGUUAUAUCUGGGGACAACUAAAAAAAACAAAAACGUGUGGUCAUUUAUAAAUAUUCAUUUGAGCCAGUAAUACAAUUGAUAAUUUAGAUGUAUGGGGAGCUUUUUAACCAAUCAUAGCAAAGAGAUUACUUUAAUUGUACAUGAAAAUUACGAUGGCACUUAUGACCUCCUUAGUAACAAAAAAAUAUCCAUAGGGGUCAAACCAGUUUUGCAAUAGUUACACUUCUCGCGCCAUUAAUUGCAAGAAUUAAAACUAAAUUGAACAAAUUAAAUUUAUUUAUUCGAGAAGUGAUUUAACAAGAUGUCUAGGAUCUUACCUCCUGCAAAUGGACCCUUUGUCCCAGGAUGCUCAGAUAUAAUGCUGGAUUAUGAGAAGAAUGGUCUCUUUUUCAGAUUAUAUUAUCCAACUGACGCUCCAAAAGAUGCCGAGUUGCAUUCGAAAAAAAGAUAUCAUUGGAUCCCAACAGAUAUUAACACUUUAUUGGGUUACUCAAAAGUGUUGAAAAUUCCUUUCUAUAUAUUACGCCUAGUAUUUUGGUGGAACGGUAAUCCUCUGGUACCAGUUUUAUAUGGAGAAAAAGUUAAAACUAUUGAAAAUAUGAAAUGUUUAGUUUUUUCCCAUGGAUUGGGAGGACAUCGAGAUAUUUAUUCAAAAAUAUGCUACGAUUUAGCAUCACAUGGUUUUCUAGUAGCUUGUUUAGAGCACAGGGAUAAAUCAUGUGCGUAUACUUACUAUUAUGAAAGUAAAGAAAACGUAUUGAAUGAUAAAAGGACUCAUGUAGAAUUUCAACACGUUCCAUUUGGAGGAGAUCACUUAAAAAUACGCAAAGAACAGAUAAAGGUGCGAUCAACAGAGUGUUUGCAGUUAAUAGACACGUUUAAAAAAAUCAAUGAUGGGAUAGUACCAAAGAAUAUUUUGGACGAUAUUCCAGAAAACAAAAAUAACGAAUUUCGUUUGAAAGAUUUAGUUGGCAAAAUAGAUGUCGACAAUUUUACGGUUAUAGGACAUUCGUUCGGUGCAGCUACCGCGUUGGCAACUACCCCCAAAACUCCAAACGUAAAACAAUGUAUUGCUUUGGACCCAUGGAUGUAUCCAAUUAAAGAUGACAAUCUGGAUCAAAAGAUAGAUAAACCUUUACUUUUCAUAAACACGCAAACUUUUCAUAUAAAAACAAACGUUAAUGCUAUGACUAAAUUUAUAACGAAGGACAAAUUAGAAAUGUAUACUAUUCGGCAAACUACGCAUGAGAAUCAAACAGAUAGUCCUCUCAUUGUCGGUUAUUGGUUGAAUAUUUUUAUGAAGAAAUUAGAUCCAGUUGAAGCCAUUAACAUUAACAAUGCUUUGAUUAUAAAAUUUUUGCAUAAAUAUAUAGGAUUACCGAAUAAUAUAGAAAAAUAUGAAGAAAUCUUGACAAUAAGUAAGAAAAAUUUUGAAGAGGGGUUGACAAAAGCUUGGUGUUAAUUGAGACUUUUUAUUUGAUUAUUGGAAUAUUUUAAAGGUGCUAGAACUAUUGUAAAGAUUUGUUAUUCAUAUGAAUAAAUUUUUUCAAUGUAUAUAAUCUUUUUAAUUUCUGAAAUAAGUGGCCUAAUUGUAGUAUCUGAAAUAAAAGUAAUCUAUACGAA
Messenger RNA from Diorhabda sublineata, 2024 nucleotides. RefSeq names its product platelet-activating factor acetylhydrolase-like. The record is from RefSeq and is a predicted model, not a curated record. Gene Ontology annotation, molecular function: 1-alkyl-2-acetylglycerophosphocholine esterase activity. NCBI's taxonomy places the organism in Eukaryota, Metazoa, Arthropoda, Insecta, Coleoptera, Chrysomelidae. Bases 703 to 1863 code for a protein of 386 amino acids. The transcript has 7 exons.